CGCUUGAAGUACAAAUAAAAUUGUUAGGUUAAAAGAACUAAUCAGAAAUAACCUAAACCUACCAACCUACUACUAACAUACCAACGAGAGGAACAUGCCAGAAAACCCAAAACUGCCGCAGAGCGCCUCGCCAGUGGCCAGGGCCGGCGCUGGCGACAUCUCGGAACGGGAACUUUCUAGGGAGAGAAGCAAUCUGUACUCGACUCCACAAACACGAAUGCCACGCUCACAUCCAAGGAAACAGCUGUUCUCGUCUCCAGUCAACAAGUUCACUGCGAAGACUCCAAUUCCCAGCUCCAACUUAGCGAGGAUCCGAAGCUGCCUCGAGGAUUAUCGCACAAAAUCUUGCAGGCCACCCAAAAUCGGAACUAAGGCUGCUUCUAUGGAGGAUUUGACCCCUUCUAAACGCAAAGUAGACAGAAAGGGUAUGGAGCUGUCCGUAGUGCGUUCACCUUACCCCAGCAACUCGAAGGAACAGCAGGCGGCUGCAAAAAUUGGACGGUUCAUGCUGAUGACUGCGUGGCGAAGGCGGCGCGAUGAAAUACGCUGUCUACGAAAGACUUUGGAGUUUCAAGUGAGCUGUUCAGAACGGCUGCGUAUCCAAGUGGCAGCGUUGAAAUCUCUGCUAGACUCCGAUAACAUGAAGGUUCGACUUGCUAUGAGGGAACUGGAACGUUUGAAACAGUUGCUCAGGGAGAAGGAUCUGGAAAAGGCUGUUUUGGAAAGGGAGAAAAUUGCACUUGAGGAAGAUGUUUGCGCUGCAGAAGAUCGGAUGUCAGAAAUGAGAAUUGGCUGGAGAAACACUCGCAACGAGUUGGAGUCAGCGCUAGCGGCGCGGGGCUCAGCUGAACAGGCGCUCGCGUUGGAGAGAGCCGCACUCACAGAGCUGAGGCACCAGAGAGACCACGCCUACCGUCGUAUAUCCGAACUGGAGGAAGAUCUAGCCCAGCAUGAGUCACUGCUUUCGUCCGCGGAGCAAGAGGUGUCAGAGCUACGACAAGAGGCAGCCGAGAAUCGCCGCGAGCUGGAGUCUACCAGCGAGGAACUCCACUUGGAGAGAGAGGCGCGAGAGCGUUGCUCGGCGGAGUGCAGCGCGCUGAGUGUGCGUGUGGCGCUCGCCGCUCAGGAGAGCGUCGCUCUGAGCGGAGAGCUGAGCGAACUUCGAGCGCAACUUGCGCGGCUCGAGCGGGAACUGGCGCUCACCAGAGAGCAACUGGACUGGUGGCCACGCCCGCUCACCAAGAUGUUGGGCGUCGCUCGGUAUUGGAUCCGGCAUCCUAUGUCCCUACCAGAAGCAUUGCUGUGGUCGAUCAUACCAGCCGCCGGCAGACAUGGAUGAUCACACAUUAUGAAGAUAAGAAAUCAGUUCUCAAAUUAUCAUUAUUAUGCAAAAUUGUAUUUACUGAUCAUGUUGGGCUCGUUAUUGCUAUGAAAUGAAAUGUAAUCGUUACGUUAAUUAAAUCUAUCGUAUAUAUAUCGUAAUCUAGAUCCAUUAAAAAAAAAGUGUAUUAUUUUUAUAGGAGUAGGUAUAUACUAAUAAUUCAGUUCGGUGACGCUGAUACGUAAUGUGGCUUUUAGCUGCAAACAUGACAUCAAAUGUACUAUUUUUGAAUUUGGUAAGUAUUGUUAUUUCGUGUUAUUUAUAAAUCGAUUAUAUUAUAUAUUUUCUAGGUAAGUUUACUGUCAUAGAUUUUUAAGAAUUUGUUGUAGCUUUUCUGAAAUAAAUACUAAUUAUACAA
Messenger RNA from Leptidea sinapis, 1739 nucleotides. Its product is annotated as mitotic spindle assembly checkpoint protein MAD1-like. The record is from RefSeq and is a predicted model, not a curated record. Bases 95 to 1339 code for a protein of 414 amino acids. Lineage: Eukaryota; Metazoa; Arthropoda; Insecta; Lepidoptera; Pieridae. The transcript is spliced from 10 exons.